AUGGCGUCCUCCGAUCGCAAACCAUUCCCUUUUAAGAUCCUGCAACUAGAAAAUGAGAUUCAGAAGAACGUGGCCCAGAACUUCCGAGGAUUCCCAAAUGGACUAGCGUCAUGCAACCACUGGGGCCACAAGCUGUCGGCUACCGUCACAGAGGCCGAGCUGGAGGACCUGUACAACUACCCGCUGGACCCGCGGGACGUCUGGGUGGUGACGCCACCCAAGUGUGGCACUACCUGGACCCAGGAGAUGGUGUGGCUCAUCGCCAACGAUCUGGACUACGAGGGAGCCAAGACGCCUCUUAUGCCCGACAGGUGGAACUACAUCGAGUUUGCUGCCCUUGUAGACAAGGAUAUCAUUGGGCGCUUCCUACCGUUAUCCGCCAAUGGCGGUCUCCAAGACACGACCGCGUUGACCGGUGACCCCAACCGUCCGUCUCCACGUUUCAUCAAGACACACUUGCCGAUGUGCAUGAACAACCCGCGCCUUCUCGACGUCUGCAAGGUCGUCUACGUGGCCAGAAACCCAAAGGACAUCUGCGUUUCUUACUACCAUCACUGCAAACUCUUCCAGUGCCACGAUUUCACGGGAGACCUGGAGCUGUUCGUGGAGAAUAUGAUAAAUGGCAGCAUAAUGGAGAGUAAGGUGAUCGACCAUAUGAUUGAGGCAUGGAACCUGCGUCAUCAUCCCAACAUGUGCUUCCUGUUCUUCGAGGACAUGAAGCAUGAUCUGAAGACAGAGAUCCGCAGGGUGGCCAAGUUCCUCGGCAAGUCAUACUCGGACGAACAGGUGGAGAAGCUGGCCCAUCACCUGCACAUCGACAACUUCAAAAACAAUCCUUACGUGAACAGAGAGGACCUUAAGGGGAAAGGUCUGAUGCACGCGGACCAGGGCAACUUUGUCCGAAAGGGCAAAACAGGCGAUUGGAAGAACUACUUCACUCCGGAGAUGAAUGCCAAGGUUGAGCGCUGGAUGGCCGACAAGAUGAGGGGAACUGAUCUGCGGUUCGUGCAGGAGCUGGACCGGCAGGACUGAUGUCGGACGGCCACCAGGUGCCGGCGAUGGCUCGGGCGGAACCACAGGCCCGGUCCGGUCAGGUGCCGU
Molecule: messenger RNA, 1101 nt
Organism: Pollicipes pollicipes
Lineage: Eukaryota; Metazoa; Arthropoda; Thecostraca; Pollicipedomorpha; Pollicipedidae
Product: sulfotransferase family cytosolic 1B member 1-like
Exons: 3
Coding region: 1-1032 (343 amino acids)
Molecular function (GO): sulfotransferase activity
Source: RefSeq, a predicted model, not a curated record